AAUGCCACGUCGCUCUCCGGCGGAUAAAACUUCUGGAGCUCUCACUCUAUCUUUCACAGAGCUCAAAACCCUUUCACACCCCACCACUCCAUUAACGCUCCCUGAGUUCUACAUUCUGAUGAGCCUACCUCUUCCUUUAUCUCUCAACAGAUGGACGGUUUCUCUCUCACCCUUACCACCAACACCCCUUUCCUUACUACCCGGACUCGUUUUCCUUCACUUUCAAGAAUAUCAAACCCAGUUUUCCCUCCAAAAAAUACCAAGUUCAUUGCUUGCAGCUCCAAAGAUGAGCCCAAGCUCGACCCUUUGGACCAAAUGGAGCUCAAGUUCGGUCGCAUGAUCGGUGAAGACCCAAAACUUACACUUGCCAAGAUAUUGGGUAGGAAAGCAAACCCAGAAGCUAGUUAUAUGGAAAUUGAGAAAAGCUUUUACAAGAACAAGGGUAAGAUAGUUGAGAUAAAGGAGGUGCCUUUUGGUGUGCCCAAGAAUGCUCAGGCAUCUAAAUCCUUGGAGGGUGUGGAUAUGGUUAGACCUGUGCCAAAGAAAGUUCAGUCAUCUCCCUUGGAUGGUUUGAACUUGGUUAGGCCAGUGCCGAAAAAAGGAGUUAAGUUUGAAGUUGAUGAUAAGCCAACAAGGUCUGAGGUUAAGAAAUUGAGUAGUCCUGUUGCACCCAAGGCUGGGGAGGGUAGUAAAGGUAGUGUUCCUAAUGUUAUUUUGAGAAAGCCGAGUUUGUUUAGUGAGGAUGAUGUUGAAGAUACGCGGCCGAGGCUGAGGAUUAAACCGAAUUUGUCGUUGAAGAUGAGGAUUGAGCAACCCAAGGAGCAGUUUAGUGAUAUGACAUUGUUGAGAAAGCCCGAGCCGGUGAGUGUUGAUGAAAGUAGAGAAAAGGAACAAGAGCAGUCACCUAGUAAUGUAGAUAGAAAGGCCAUUGGUGAUAUGACAUUGUUGAGAAAACCCGAGGCAGAGAGUGUUAAUGGAAGUAGUGAAAAUAAACUAGAGCAAUCUAGCAGUGUAGAUAGGAGUGUUAUUGGUGACGCAGAAAUGGAGAUGUGGAGUGAAGAAGUCAAUAAUAAAGGUAGUGGUUUCACUCUAUUGGAAAAGCCCAAAGCAUUGAGUAUCAAAAAAAAGAUUGAAAGGGAUAAUGAGGAAUCUGAGCAAGAAGAAUCUAGUGUUAUUGAUGAUACUGAAAAUAAUGGCUGCAAGGAUUUGUCUGAAGUUGCUGCAACGAGCAAUCCAAGACGACCCAGUCUCGAAGAAUCCAGGGAUGGUUUACAUACAAAGAUUCCCUGUCAAACAGAUGAUUACCCUAUAGGAUUACAGCCACAUAAGCAGAGCACUAUGGGGUCCAGUAAGGAGGUUAUUGCUGAGGAUGAAAUGUCUAGUAGAAGUUCACCUGUUUCUAAUGUUGAAUUUUCUGUAGAUGCUGCUCUACAAGGAAAACCAAAACGGUUGGACAAGCCUGUGAAAGAAGCGUCUGUGAAUGCAGAAACCAUUGCUUUUGAGCUUGAGAAUCCCAUUUCUACAUCUGCCAGUGGACAUGAAGAUGCCGAUUGGAUUGCAGCUGAAGAAUUGGUUAAGACCGGAGAUAGGGGAGAUGUAGAACUUAUAAGUGCUAGCACCAGAGGUUUUGUUGUAUCUUUUCGCUCAUUAGUAGGAUUUCUGCCAUACCGUAAUCUGGCUUUCAAGUGGAAAUUCUUAGCUUUUGAGUCAUGGUUAAGACGAAAGGGUUUAGAUCCAUCCUUGUACAGGCGAAAUCUUGGAAUUAUUGGAAGCUAUGAUGUCACAAACAAGAUUAAUCCAAGCCUAGAAAAUGAUGAUAUAGUUAUUAAAAAUGAGGGAGAAGUUACACCGGAUAUGAAACUGGAAGAACUUCUUGGGAUAUAUGACCAAGAAAAAAUCAAAUUCUUGUCAUCAUUUGUUGGCCAGAAAGUCAAAGUAAAUGUGGUAUUGGCCAACAAAAAAUCUGGGAAACUUGUAUUUUCAGUGAGGCCAAAAGAGAAGGAAGAGUCAGUUGAGAGAAAAAGAAGUCUCAUGGCAAAACUUCAAGUCGGCGAUGUCGUGAAAUGCUGCAUCAAGAAAAUUACUUAUUUUGGUGUUUUUGUUGAGGUCGAAGGAGUGCCUGCACUAAUCCAUCAGACAGAAAUAUCUUGGGAUGCCACUGUGGAUCCUUCUUCUUACUUUAAAGUUGGUCAGAUUGUUGAGGCAAAAGUUUACCAACUGGAUUUUGCACUUGAACGCAUCUUCUUGUCAUUGAAGGAGAUUAUGCCAGAUCCGUUGAUGGAGACCUUGGAGUCGGUGGUUGGUGAUAAUAAGACCCUGGACGGGAGAUUAAAAGCAGCACAAGCAGAUACUGAGUGGGAUGAUGUAGAAUCUCUUAUUAAAGAGCUGGAACAGACUGAAGGAAUCCAGUCUGUAUCAAAAGGUCGUUUUUUCUUGAGCCCAGGAUUAGCUCCAACAUUUCAGGUUUAUAUGGCAUCCAUGUUUGAGAAUCAGUACAAGUUACUUGCUCGGUCUGAAAAUAAAGUUCAGGAGGUAAUAGUUCAAACAUCACUGGACAAAGAAGAGAUGAAAUCUGUGAUUCUAAGAUGUACCAGCAGGGUAGGCUAGUCCUUUCUUCUUUUCUAGCUCGUAAACUUGAAGAAUGCAUGUUCUUGACAAGAAUCGCGAGAAGUUUUUGUAAAUGUAGGAAAAGAAAAUCUUUCUAGAUGGUGAGGAUCAGAAUUGUUAUAUCCUUUGGUUUGUAUAGACAAGGCUCUGUAAAUCCUCCAAGCUGUAUGAAAAAUCACAACCAUACAGGUAGAUCAUAACACUAUACGUAUCACUGAAGUUAAUGUUGUUAAUCUGUUCAAUUUUUGUCAUUA
Molecule: messenger RNA, 2861 nt
Organism: Rosa rugosa (rugosa rose)
Lineage: Eukaryota; Viridiplantae; Streptophyta; Magnoliopsida; Rosales; Rosaceae
Exons: 14
Coding region: 151-2607 (818 amino acids)
Molecular function (GO): nucleic acid binding
Source: RefSeq, a predicted model, not a curated record